AUGUCUAAUGCACGCACUUCAACAAUAACUCGAAAAACAAAUGAAACAGAUAUUAUUGUUAACCUACACCUAGAUUCUAUUGAAAGUCAAUCAAUUGAUAUUGAUUCUGGCAUUGGAUUCUUGAAUCAUAUGUAUCAUGCCCUUGCGAAACAUUCUGGCUGGUCACUUAAUUUAAAAUGUAAAGGUGACUUGCAUAUUGAUGACCAUCAUUCAGCAGAAGAUACUGCAAUUGCAUUAGGACUUGCAUUCAAACAAGCAUUAGGGGAGCCUAGAGGAAUAAAAAGGUUUGGAUAUGCGUAUGCACCAUUGGAUGAGGCAUUAUCACGCGCUGUUGUUGAUAUUUCAGGAAGGCCGUAUGCUGAUAUUAAUUUAGAUCUAAAACGAGAAAAGAUUGGUGAACUUUCCACCGAAAUGUUACCACAUGUACUCUCUUCUUUUGCCACCUCUGCUGGAAUUACAUUGCAUGUAGACGUAAUUAAGGGAAAGAAUGAUCAUCAUAGAGCUGAAUCGGCUUUUAAAGCACUUGCAAUAGCUAUAAAGCAAGCAACUGAGCGAACAGGAUCAAAUGAAGUCCCAAGUACAAAGGGUGUUCUAUAA
Cetraspora pellucida is the source of this 597-nucleotide messenger RNA. Lineage: Eukaryota; Fungi; Glomeromycota; Glomeromycetes; Diversisporales; Gigasporaceae. The record is from the annotation of a GenBank genome assembly.